GACUCGGGCUGAAGCUGCGCUGUGGUCAGUGGUCACCGGAGCUGUACUUCCACGUCCCGCGAGCCUUUUUGCUGGUAUUGCUGCUCUGGUCUCCGCAACCGCUGCUGCCUCCUGCUUUUCGGAAUCAUGAUGUACUUCCGGCUCUCCCCAGUUCCGAGCUCAGGGCUCGUUCUUCUCUGCCUCCUCUUAGGAGCUGUCCAGUCCUAUGCAUUGGAACUUACUUUGAACAAUACAGAAAAAGCCAUUUGUCUUUCUGCAAAAUGGCAGAUGAAUUUCACAAUACAUUAUAAAACUACAACCAACACUUCUAAAACUGUAACCAUUUCAGACUUUUCCAAUGCAACAUAUAAUGGAAGCAGUUGUAGGGAUAACCAGAAUCGUUCCAAAAUUGCAGUACAAUUUGGAUCCGGUUUCUCUUGGAUUGUGAAUUUUAUCAUGGAGGCAUCUAAUUAUUUAAUUGAUGGUAUCUCAUUUACCUACAACAUGAGUGAUACUACAACAUUUCCUGAUGCUGCAAAAAAAGGAAGUGUUACUGUUCAUCACAAUGUGACAAUGAAAAUUCCAUUGAGUGACAUCUUUAGAUGCAAUAGCUUAUUAACUAUACCAGUUGGCGAUGUUGACCAGCAAUAUCGGGAUGUUCUUGUACAACCUUUUGUUGAAAAUGGCACAGUGAGCAGAAAAGAAUUUAUAUGUGAUAAAGAUAAAAUUUCCACAACAAUAACACCCAUCAUUCAUACCACCGUGCCAUCUCCUACUACAACACCUACUCCAAAGAAAAACCCAGCGGUGGGAAACUAUUCGGUUACUAAUGGUAAUGGCACUUGUCUACUGGCUACCAUGGGACUGCAGCUGAACAUCACUCAAGAGAAGGUUCCUGUCAUUAUUAACAUCAACCCCAAUAUAACUAGCUUCACUGGCAGUUGUCAUCCCCAAACAGCCCAGCUUAGACUGAACAACAGCAACAUUAAUCUUGACUUUGUCUUUGCCAUGAAAAACGGAAACCGAUUCUAUCUGAAGGAAGUGAAUGCCAGCAUAUAUUUGACUAAUAGCACUGUUUUCAGCUUUGGAAAUAACAACCUUAGCUACUGGGAUGCCCCGUUGGGAAGUUCUUAUAUGUGCAACAAAGAGCAGAUUGUGUCAGUGUCUGGAAAAUUUCAGAUAAAUACCUUUAAUCUCAGGGUCCAGCCUUUCAAUGUGAAGGAAGGAAAGUAUUCUACAGCCCAGGAGUGUUCGCUGGAUGAUGACACCAUUCUAAUACCAAUUAUAGUUGGUGCUGGUCUUUCAGGCUUGAUUAUCGUUAUAGUGAUUGCUUACCUAAUUGGCAGAAGAAAAAGCUAUGCUGGAUAUCAGACUCUGUAACACUAAAUCCAUUCAUGAUCUCUGUUACAAAAAAAUAAAGCAAGUACAAGUACAAACAUGAAAUAAUGUUCAAUUUAAGGUAUAUUUAGUUUCAGUCUUGCACUUAGAAUGUAUGGGAGAUUUCAAACUGAAACAAAAAAAUAGAACUGUAAAUUCCAAAUGAGGCCUCUGAUUUUGGUGUCCCCAACCAUGGACUGUAACACAGUUACUUCUAUAACAAAAGACAUGUGCAAAAUUACCUAGAUUAUAAAUUCUAUUUUACUGUUUUGAAUUAGUAUUCAGUGUUUUGUCUUUACCAAUAUGUUCAGACUAGAAAUACACAGGAAAAAUUAUUUUUGUGUGUGUGCUGUUACUAGGCUUUGAGUUCUAUGGCUUUUUCACUCAUGCCUGGGAGCUCUACCACCUCCAGUCUGCAUUUUUCUGAUUAAUUGAAAGAAAGACUUAGAAAUGUUUUUGCCUGAGCUGGCUUUGAACUGUAAGCCUUAGAUCUCAGUCUCCUGAGUAUGUAGGAUUGCAGGGGUGAUCCACCAGUAGCCAGCUAACAAAAUAAUUUUUUUAAAGGGUUUUUCCCUGCAUGACACUGGGUUGGGUCAAUAUAUUCUACAAUGGGUUUGUACUUGUUCUCUUUGCAUUUUUUUGUGAUUUUGUUUGCAGGCUAAUUUAGAUACUUUGCCUCGCUGCAUAUUUGAUCUAGGAAAGAGAUGGUAGUAUGUUUGUUCAGGGCCUAGUAAGUAGUAGUGUGUUUUUCCUAAUGAAUUCUUUUCUCAUGUGUUUUGAAUACAUUUGUUUUUAAUGUGGCUGUAACAACAAAAGAUAGAAAAUAUUUUUUAAAGUUUAGAGUAAAUGUUUAACUUACUGUUUAAUCUGCUUUUAAAAAAAUUGGGUAUUUCAAUCUUUUAAAUUGCUAGCUGCAAGACUAUUCCAGCUAGGCAUUUCAAUCUAUAUUUUAGGUGCUUUUGAGAUAAUUGCUAGACAGUGCCAAUGGAGAGCAUUAUUCCUUUGUGCCUGUAUAUUGGCCUCUAUGUAUAGUACUAAAAUUAAUGCAGCUUUCUCUUUAACUUUCCAGUCUUCCUUGGUGGUAUGUUUUUUUCUUCUUCUUUUUUUUUGAAGAAGAAAUGCUAGUAUAUCCAAGAACCUAGAUAAAGAAGUGCACUUACACUCAGAAAAUAAUUUGCACUUAAUCCAAAAGUCUUGGUCUUCCCUUUAGUCCAUUAAAAUGUUUUUCUUUUCUAGUUUGUGUUGAUUGCUACAGCAUUUACUAAUUUGCCUUUCACAUUUAAAUGGUUCUGUGCUAAUCAAAACUUAUACUGUUAUUGUUCAUUAUGGUAGAGGCAUUAUUAAUUCAUGCAUUUUGUAUUCAAUUUGGUACUCAGAGAAAUGCAUCAGUUGUCAAUUUACUGAGCAUGCAACCCCUAAUGCUUAUAUGAAAAAGCAAUGCUUCAGCUUGAUAGCACAGGAAGUGUUCCUUGUAGCUACCAAAACAUCUUGUACAUGCAUAUAUUUAUACACCAUAUGCAUACAUGCAUAUACUAUGUAUGUUUACACAUGUAGAUAUAGCUGAGCAAAUGUUAAAAAUAUUAGCAUCUUGCUACACAUUGCAGAUUCUUAUGGUUAUUUGAGGAGGACAGAUUACAUGCCUCCCAUUUACCUGAAAAUGAGGAACUAUCUGGGUUUGGCAUUGAAUGAAAGCAUUGGUACACACAUACAUGCAUGGUAUGCACACAUCCAUAGUAGAUUGCAUGCUAGGGUAUGUAUGUCUGUAACUGUCUUUUGAGUUUUAUUGGAAUAAGUAAUAUUUUCUUCACUGAAAUUUGCUGUCUCUUUAGCCUAAAAAUUUAUUAGUCCAGACUAUAUGCUUCACUGAUUCUCUCCUAGAGCUUCAUUGAGCUGCAUUAACAGUUACAAAACAUUUCUUAGAAACCAAAUCUAAAUCUGGAUUUUAAAAAUUACUUUCAUUAAAACUGUGUUUUACUGUAAAAUUAUUAAUCAUAUAAGAAUUGAUUAAGCUUUUAUGAACAUUGGCCUUAGGUAUUUCUCAUGAAUCAAAACAAAUUAGAACUGUAAGUGAUUGGCACUAGCUUAAGGCUGUUGUUGUUUCUAAAAGUUUCUACAUUUAGAUUAUAAAUCUGAUUCAUAUUAAAGUACUAUUAAGCACUGUUUUAUAGAAAAAUAUGACGAGUGAAUAUUUUUGUAUUUUACAUGGGCCAGUUUAUAUACUGCUAUUUACACUAUAAUUUCCUAUAACCAUAUGCUCUUUGUACCUUUUGUAAAUUUUUUGUUUAAUUUUAUUGAGUUCACACCUUAAUGGUAACACUCUAUUUGGUUUCAGGUCUUCUUUAUGUUUUAGCAUUUGUAUGAAGUAACUGGUCCAUGUAAAUACCUUCUGUGUUUUUUUCUCAAAUGUUUAAGCCACUAGUUGAUGUAUGGUCUCUCUUUUUAGAUAUUUGCCUGUUUUGUUUGCUCAACAUUGCUUCUCAAACAAUAAAGAUUCUUUUAUUUCUUAAGGAAA
Molecule: messenger RNA, 3868 nt
Organism: Dipodomys spectabilis (banner-tailed kangaroo rat)
Lineage: Eukaryota; Metazoa; Chordata; Mammalia; Rodentia; Heteromyidae
Gene: Lamp2
Product: lysosomal associated membrane protein 2
Exons: 9
Coding region: 127-1359 (410 amino acids)
Cellular component (GO): membrane
Source: RefSeq, a predicted model, not a curated record